Messenger RNA from Linum tenue, 801 nucleotides. Lineage: Eukaryota; Viridiplantae; Streptophyta; Magnoliopsida; Malpighiales; Linaceae. The record is from the annotation of a GenBank genome assembly.
AUGGCGAGAAGGUUACAAGGCAAAGUAGCUCUCAUCACCGGCGGAGCCAGAGGGAUCGGCGCUGCGGCGGCGCGGCUUUUCUCACAGCACGGCGCCAAAGUCGUGAUAGCCGACAUCCGGUCUGACCUGGGCCGCUCCGUAUCCGAGCAGAUCCAACUCGAGUCGGGCUACCCGGUCUCGUACGUCCAAUGCGACGUCGUAAACGACUCGGACAUGCAAAACGCAGUGGACACCGCCGUUUCGAUGCACGGGAAGCUCGACAUCAUGUACAACAACGCAGGGAUAGCAGGGGAGAAGCUGGACACCCUCGAGAAGAAAAAAGUAGGCAUACUGUCGGUCGACCCGGAGGUGUUCAGGAAGGUGUUCGACGUCAACGUGUACGGAUCGUUCCUGGCAGCGAAGCACGCUGUCAGGGUGAUGGUCCCGCAGAAGGGCGGGACCAUCCUCCUGACUGGCAGUGCUGUGACUGCCAACUAUGGCAUGGUGCCGCACGUGUAUACAGCGUCGAAGCACGCGGUGGUGGGGUUGGUGAAGAACCUGUGCGUGGAGUUGGGGGGGUUUGGGAUUCGAGUGAACUGCAUCUCGCCAUUUGCGGUUGCGACUCCGUUGACUGAGGAGUCGAUGGGGCUGGACGAGAAGGCUUUCGAGGAGAUGUUCUCGACGAUGGGGAACCUGAAAGGAGUUGUUCUGAAAUCGAAGGAUGUUGCGGAGGUGGCAUUGAACCUGGUGAGUGAUGAGUCCAGGUAUCUUAGUGGGUUGAACCUUUUGGUUGAUGGUGGUUUCUGCCUCAAGAGUGCUUGA